UACCUAUUUUCCUUACCUACAGUCCAGUGUCCAUUUGUGUUUCCUACCUUCCCUUGUUCAAAGAAGAGAAUACUGCAAUGAGUACAAGUGAAUCACCGGCGCCAUCAUCAUCACCGUCGCCGGUGCGGCGGCGGGAGAGUCCAUGGGGCGUUUCAGAGGGCGAUCACCGCCAACCCAAGCCCCACCGUUGCAACGACCGAGCUGAAGAUGUAAUCCAGGCUUGUUUUGAAGGAAACCCAUUCAAGACUGUUCCAGGCCCUUUCAAGCUUUUCUAUCGAUGCAUGCGGUCAAAACCUGGGGAGGAGCCAACAGAGCCUUUCUACUACUUGGAGCUAGAACCACCAAGGAGAGAAGUACAACUUGAGUGAAAUUUCAGUAAAUUUCUCAAAAAGGGGCAUUAUUUUGGGUUUUCCCUGAUAUCUGAACUCGGAGUGUUAUGAAUGGUGACCAUAUAUGCAUCAUACACUAGGAUUGCUCUCCUUGUUAUAAAUGAAGAAAUACCACUUCAUAUCAUUUCCUUUUUGUUUGUUCUUUGAAAUUUUGUUUUGGGUUACCUUGUUAAUCUACACAACUUGCCUUGUGAUCACUCGUUAAUAAUAUCAUGUACAUAGAUUCAUUCUGUUGCUAGCA
Molecule: messenger RNA, 630 nt
Organism: Chenopodium quinoa (quinoa)
Lineage: Eukaryota; Viridiplantae; Streptophyta; Magnoliopsida; Caryophyllales; Amaranthaceae
Exons: 3
Coding region: 78-368 (96 amino acids)
Source: RefSeq, a predicted model, not a curated record